CGGGGGCGGGGCCUGCCCCGGAGCGUGUGACGCCGCGGAGCUGAGGAUUAAUGGGAAAAGUUUUGGCAGGAGCGGGCGGAUUCUGCGGAGCCUGCGGGACUGCUGCGGCGUCGCGGGGGGCGGCGGGACAGUGUCUCGAGGUGCUUUGGGCAUGAGCCUGGCGGCCCCCCCAGAGGCUUCUCACCCGUGGAUGAGGACGGGCGCACCCUAAGGACCUUGUGCUUGCAAGGCCGACAGGAACUGCACUGUAGAGGUCCAUCUGCUCACAGACCCAGAUGAUGCCAGAGCUAUGACCAGGCCUGCAGGCGUGGCUCCGAGGGGAGACCAGCCAUGGAGCAGCCACAGGAGGAGACCCCUGAGGUCCGGGAAGAGGAGAAAGAGGAAGUGGCAGAGGCCGAAGGAGCCCCAGAGCUCAAUGGGGGAUCAGAGCCUGCGCUUCCCUCCAGCAGCUACACAGACCUCCCCCAGGGCGCCUCUCCACCCUCGCUGCUGGACCAGCUGCAGAUGGGCUGUGAUGGGGUCUCGGGCGGCAGCCUCAACAUGGAGUGCCGGGUGUGCGGGGACAAGGCAUCAGGCUUCCACUACGGCGUCCAUGCGUGCGAGGGGUGCAAGGGCUUCUUCCGCCGCACCAUCCGUAUGAAGCUGGAGUAUGAGAAGUGCGAUCGGAGCUGCAAGAUCCAGAAAAAGAACCGCAACAAGUGCCAGUACUGCCGCUUCCAGAAAUGCCUGGCCCUGGGCAUGUCGCACAAUGCCAUCCGCUUUGGCCGGAUGCCGGAGGCUGAGAAGAGGAAGCUGGUGGCGGGGCUGACAGCCAGAGAAGAGCAGCAGCACAGCCCGCAGCUGGCUGACCUGAGGGCCUUCUCCAAGCACAUCUACAACGCCUACCUGAAGAACUUCAACAUGACCAAGAAGAAGGCCCGCAGCAUCCUCACCGGCAAGUCCAGCCACACAGCGCCCUUUGUGAUCCACGACAUCGAGACACUGUGGCAGGCAGAGAAGGGCCUGGUGUGGAAGCAGCUGGUGAACGGCCUGCCGCCCUACAAGGAGAUCAGCGUGCACGUCUUCUACCGCUGCCAGUGCACCACGGUGGAGACCGUGCGCGAGCUCACUGAGUUCGCCAAGAGCAUCCCCAACUUCAGCAGCCUCUUCCUCAACGACCAGGUGACCCUGCUCAAAUAUGGUGUGCACGAGGCCAUCUUCGCCAUGCUGGCCUCUAUCGUCAACAAAGAGGGGCUGCUGGUGGCCAAUGGCAGUGGCUUUGUCACCCAUGAGUUCCUGCGCAGCCUCCGUAAGCCCUUCAGUGACAUCCUCGAGCCCAAGUUUGAGUUUGCUGUCAAGUUCAAUGCCCUGGAACUGGACGACAGUGACCUGGCUCUGUUCAUCGCGGCGAUCAUUCUGUGUGGAGACCGGCCGGGCCUCGUGAACGUGCCUCAGGUGGAGGCCAUCCAGGACACCAUCCUGCGCGCCCUGGAGUUCCACCUGCAGGUCAACCACCCCGACGCCCAGUACCUCUUCCCCAAGCUGCUGCAGAAGAUGGCCGACCUGCGGCAGCUGGUCACCGAGCACGCCCAGAUGAUGCAGUGGAUCAAGAAGACGGAGACCGAGACCCUGCUGCACCCACUGCUGCAGGAGAUCUACAAGGACAUGUACUGAGCCACUGCCCAGGCCUCUGCAGGCCCUGAGGGGCCCCGCCAGGGACGCCGCAAGCCCUCAGGCCAGCCCUGCGCGGGUCACACGCCCACACGCCCCGACACGCCGCCCUGGCUCCCCGUGUUCUCUUUCUUCCCUUGCUUUGCUCCCCCAGCUUCUCAAGCUCUGCCUUCUGCCCUCUGCCCCUGUCUCCGUCUCCCUUCUUGCUCCCUGCCCUCCCUGCCUCUCUAGCCUGAGACCGGCUCUGUUAUCUCACCAGGGGGCCUCUUCUCCCACCUCCCCGCCCGCUGCCUCACCCGCCUUCUUAAGGCCACACCCACCUUCAUCCCCGCCCACCUUCAGGCUCCGCCCCCUGACCAGCUUCCACCACCUCCAGUCUGGAAAACACACCUUUGGGGGGGGGGGGCGGGGUACUGAGGAUCAAACUCAGGACCUUGAGCUUACAAGCUAGGCGGCGACACCACCGAGCUAAAUCCCCAGCCCGUCUCCAGUCUGAAUCCUGGAGCCAUCCAAAGAAACACUACGCUCUCUGGGCCCGGCUUCUAGGUGAAGCUUAGCCUAGACCUACAGCAGCACCAGCCUGUGAUCACUGGGUCCCUCUGCAGAGGACAGUGGGCAGGGCACAAGGGAGAGACCCAGAUGCGUCCACACAGUGUUCCCUGGCCCCUGUCCAAGGCUGGCCCUAGACUCAGCGCCUCCCAACCUCCUACCCUGUGACCCUCUGAUCUCUGCACCAGUCUUCUAGACCACCGGGGCUGGUGGCCCCUGCGCUGGCCACUCCCCAGCCUGGAUGGAGCCAGGGUUCCUCCAGGUGGGGCCCCACACCCCACUGAAGAGGGAGGUAGAGGCUGGUUGCAAGGAACAGCACACUUAAUUGUGAGUCGUGGCGCCAGAGGCCAGGGAGUAUGGGUCAGGCCUCCAUCGGCACCCACUCCCCACCUGGCAGCAGCCACCCCCUUGUGUCAGCACCCAGUGCUGAGCCCGACAUUCACCCCCUUUGCCCGCAGGAGACACUGGGCCAAUGCACACCCUGCACUGCACUGCGAUCACUUUACCUGAAUCUCCGUGCCUGCCCCUUCCCCCUGAGAGGUGGGUGCCAGGCAGCCACUGUCCCCAGGGCCAGGCAGGUCCAAGUGGGCAGGGGUCCACACAGCACGAGCUGCCAGGGUCAUGUUGGCCUGUCUGUCUAGCAGCUCCACUGCCCUCCCCUUUCCGUUUCCAGCAAGCUGAUCCCUAGGAACUGUUUCUGCAUAGCCUCUGGUGACGGGACCAUGCGGGCUGGUACUGUGGCUCAGGCCAGCCACCUCGCCCCCGGUGGAGGUCCAGUCACCUCACAGGAGGGACAGAGCCCAGCCUGGGAUUUGCAAUCUGUGAGAGGCCCCGCCAAACCUCGCAGGGGUGUGGGACCAGCUGGGGCCUCAGAGCAAGGCAACAUCUGAACCAGGGUUUGAACCUGUGCAUCUUGUGUCCUGCCUGGCCCUUCCCAAGGACUCUGGGGGGAAAUGACCUGCAGACAGGACAGGCCCCACCUCUGUCCCUGGCAGCCUGGUGGCCACCUGUGUCCCAGGGCCACUCUAGGAGAUCUUUGGCUCUCUGACCCCUGCCCUGGCUGGGCUGACUUCGUGCUGGGGCGCUGCCCUCUGGGCCAAAGCUGUGAAGGAGGGCAGCACCCGACCCCUCCCCACCGCCCUGCCCUGUCUGUGCUGAGGGCUGUGGACCUCAGUGUCUCCGCAGUCUCCAAUACUUAAAUGUAUAUUUUUGCUAGGAGUCCAGCUUCCUAUGUUUUUAAUAUAAAUAGUGUACACAGACUGACAGAACUUUAAAUAAAUGGGAAUUAAGUAUUUAA
This is a messenger RNA of Heterocephalus glaber (naked mole-rat), 3496 nucleotides long. Lineage: Eukaryota; Metazoa; Chordata; Mammalia; Rodentia; Bathyergidae. The record is from RefSeq and is a predicted model, not a curated record.